Messenger RNA from Anas platyrhynchos (mallard), 4070 nucleotides. RefSeq names its product interleukin 7 receptor (gene IL7R). Gene Ontology annotation, molecular function: cytokine receptor activity; protein binding. NCBI's taxonomy places the organism in Eukaryota, Metazoa, Chordata, Aves, Anseriformes, Anatidae. Gene Ontology annotation, biological process: hemopoiesis; positive regulation of receptor signaling pathway via JAK-STAT; cytokine-mediated signaling pathway. The record is from RefSeq and is a predicted model, not a curated record. Gene Ontology annotation, cellular component: membrane; external side of plasma membrane.
AUAAAGUAAGUGAGUAAGCGAGGGUUUCACACACACAGGUCCUGCACACAUGCAGUGUGCUCAGGAUGACACGGACGAGUACAGUAUUGAGCAUUUUCGUCUUGUUUCUUCGUACCACUUUUGGGGAAAGUGGUUGCACUUCAGCAGAUGGUGAUGGUGUGCUCCCUCUGCAGACAAGGUCUGGAUCUCCCUGUAUGCUGGCAGAGUUGGCUGGAGAUUAUGGGUUAUCACCAGCAGGACUGUGAACUGCAGUGUCCCCUCUGUGAUCUGAGCCACCUGGGCCACAGCAGAGAUGACCAUUUGCUCUGGGAGGGACUUUCCAUUGGGAAUAUCUCCAUGGGCAUUUCCCCACACAGUUUAUGCAAGUGCUUGAGUCACCGAUAUUCCUGGCGCAGCCCAGGACGUGUUCUUGCUGCAGUUGGCGCACAGCAUGGGAAGGGGACCUUUGAAGAUGACGAACCAGGCAACUUUGACAUUGACUGCUUCAGCCAGCUGGAAUUUAAGGAUUCCUACAGCAGCCUGACCUGCAACUUUACAGAGAUGCCUCCUCACAACACUAACUAUACCCUGGCUGUGUGUACCAAAGAAGACAGCAAUUAUGUGUGUUUCAAUAUGGAGAAACGGGACGACGUGUAUUUCUUACAAUUCACUGAUAUACUCUCUAAUAAAGAUAUUUGCAUGGAAUAUGAGAUAAAGAGAAGAGUCUGCAGGAGUCUGUCCGUCACUGACAUUGUUAAGCCCGAGGUACCAUUCAAUAUCAACAUCACAUACCAAAAGGAGGCAAAUGAGUAUCUUAUUCACUAUAGUACACCGCAUUCAUGGAAGAAAUACUUAAAGGACAAGUUAAUACACCAAAUUGCCUAUCGGCAGGGAGAAGGUCCUUGGAAGACAAUAGAAUCGCCAUACCUUCAGGUAAAGUUACUGGGGAAGAACCUCGAAACAGAUGCCUCUUAUGAGGUGAAAGUACGCUCGCAGCCCAACGGAGAUUAUUUUAAGGGCACGUGGAGUGAAUGGAGCGUCUCCAAGAGCUUCAGGACUGCAGGAGACCACUCUGAGGAGAAAUAUAACAGCAUGUUCGUGAUUAUGCUCUCCAUCCCUGGAUUCAUUCUGUUAGUUGUCAUGAUUGUCCUGAUCCUAAGUUUUUGGGAAAGCAGGAUCAAGCCUGCUAUGUGGCCAAACCUUCCUGACCAUAAAAAAACUCUGGAGCAACUGUGCAGGAAACCAAAAAAUAAUUUUGAUAUAAGCUUUAACCCAGAGAGUUUCGGUUACGUUUUUAUCCAUAAAGUGGACGGCAUUCGAGCAAAAGCUGAACAGGAAAGCUUUCUGCAGCCACCAACUGCUCCAGAGACAAAUGUUCCAGCAAAGGUUAGGAGUGCAUCAGACCUGAAGAGGAGCCCUGCAAGGACAGACAAAAGCAACCUAAACCUGUCCAUGAGUUACGGAGGAAUCUGUUCAUCAGAAGCCCUGCAUGGUCUCCUGGGAAGCAACCAGUCUGCAGACACUGAAGGCGUCUGUGGAUCCAGCAUGUAUGAGGUGUGCCACAGCAGUGGGGUGCCCCUGUGUGAACAGGAUAGUGACUUUCCCUCUGCUCCUCCCCUGGAUCCCUCAGGCCAACUUGGACCAGAGCCCCUGGAAGGUGACAUGGUAUCCCAGAUGCCACCUAGCAGUGAACUGAGGUCACCGAACAAUGAAGAAGCCUAUGUCACCAUGUCUAGCUUUUACAAAAAUCAGUAGACCCUACAGACAUGACAGAAUGCUGUUUUUUCACCAACACAAGUGGGAUAAUGAAGCCGUCUAUUUUGUUUUCCUGUGUCCUGCAGCAGCGAGCUCCCACCUCCACCACACAUCCUGAUCACAGUGCAACGCUGUACCUACAAGGAAGUGGGUUCUUCAGCCUUUUAGUGCUGAGUAUCCUAACCUCCACUCUCAGCCUGCUGGCAGCAAUCUCCACUGCGGCAAAAAUGAAAUUUAAUUUAACCUGACUUUAAUCUUCAGAUCUGAUUAAUCCAGAGCAAUGACGCUGCACUCCUAGACAAGGAUGACAGCAUCUCUCAUAAAAGUGAAUGCUUCUGAUAAGCUCUUAUUAAUGCCUAAGGAAGAAAUAUGGUAACAAAUUCAAGUUAAAUAGUACCUGAUAUCUUUCACACCAGCACAGAUCAAGAAUAACUCAUCUGCAGUCAGUGGAAGUCCACAAGUUUGCAAAAUGCCAGUAAAUGAGAAUUUCAUCUAAGCAUUAAUCACCUGGGGAUUCAGGAGCUUGGCCACUGCAAAGGAAGUUUCACAGAGCCCCCAGGAAAAAAGGCACAUGGAAUCACUUUAAGAAGAUGUUUUCUCAGACUGAAUUUUUUCAGAUAGAUGAAAACAACACAAAACCCAGCACGCAGCUCGUUUGACUACCCUGGAGUCAAAUUCAGGGUCCAUGGGAACUUCUGCUAGUAGUUUAUAUUAAAUAUCUUCAGUUAUUUCAUGUAUUGGCAAUUUUUUUAGACAACGACACAAAACAGAAUCAAUGAAAAGCAAACUCCUAGCUCUUCCUAUAACUGAAUCAGGGCUGUAAAACACAUGUUGCUGUCUUUCUCUGCAGCUCUUACACAAGCAUUAGUACAGCAUGCAAAUACUUUCCAGGACAGAUGGACUGAUCGGGUAAUGUUUGCUUACUAGCAUUAACCCCAGUGACUGUGGCUGCAUGAGAAUGCUUUGAAUUUGGCCAGGAACUUUUCUCAUGCAGCUUCUGGCCUAGGAAUAGGAUGGAGCAUCAUGGAUCUUGCCGUUCAUCUCAAGAUCCAUAUUUUAAAAGUAGUAGCUUGUAACUUGCCUGGAGGUGAUGUAGAAAAAGCCUUUAACAUUAUGACUAAGGAAGGCAUCCUGUCCCUUCCCAUUAAUCCUUCUCUGGACUCUGUGCCCAUUUGUAAGGGGCUCCCCACAGGCUGCCACUCCGGGAGGGCUGAGCCACUUCACUGUCCCUGUGGGACGCUGCACACUGCGGAGCACACGCUUGGAGACAAAGCUGCUACAGCCACACGGUUGCAUGACAGCCAAGCAGUGUGGCCAUGGGAAAUCCAAGAUGCUUUGCUGUGCUCUGGGGUUGGGGUUCACCACACUGUGAAGUAUCAGUUCCUCUAGCUGCUUGAAAUCCUCCUUGUUCAUGUUCAUGUUACCAGAGUCCAAGGGUAAAAGAGUCCUCCCUCAUCCUCAGAGCUGCUUGAACAUUUUCUGACUGCUAAUAACCACGGAGAAGUUGUUAUAUUUGAUGUAGUCUGCUGGAGAAAAACAGCGCUCCCAAGACAGCUCUCCACCAGCCCCAGCUCCACCUGACAUCUGGGGACCCUUCAGACAGGGAUAGCUUUAUGGUCUCUGCAUGCAAAGUGGCAGAGAGUUUGGCUCAUGAUACUCCAGUGACAUUUUACAGAAUUGUUUUUAUGACUGUUUCUCACCAAACGACAGGCUGAUUAAUGCAGUAGAAAAAGAUGAAAGCCCUGGACAUUCAUUUCCUUUAUGAUAUUCGUAUUUCAUUUUUUUAAAAAUAGCUGCUGGUAAUGCUCAUGCUGUGCAGACAUGCACAGCAUGACUGUAGAUGUGGAGAGAGUGUACUGGGAAGACAACCUCUUCCAGUAACGCAGUGACAAAGAGGGGAUAGAGGAAGAAGCAAAAGUGCAUCAGAAGAAUCCUGUACAGUAUGUGCUAUGCUUGUUCUGAGCUCAUACAUACAUUUUUAAUGAAUACAAGUGCCACCACCAAUGUCUAUUUGCACUAUUUGAACAGUAAGGUACCAACAUCUAAUAGUCUUUCUGCUUGUCCAGAAGAAUAUACAGAAUACAUACAGAAUACAAAAUAUAAACAUUUUUUCUGUAUUUCUUUAAUACGGAAAAAGAACCAGCAAUCUCGUGUUUAUUUACUGUAAUCACUCCAAAAUAGUUACAUUUUUCCUAUGUAGUCCUCAUAUUUUUGCAUAGCUGCUAUGUUUAAACAAUCUUAUUCUCUGUGCCUAAUGAUUUUAUUUAAUUAGGUAACUUGUAACCUUGGUUUUAUAAUGUAUUUACUGUAUUAAAAGGACAUGGCUAUUUGCAUGA